AUGCCAAAUGGGAAUCUAGAAAUGUGGUUACAUCUAAAAGAUCCUGAAGAUGGUGAAAAAAAUAAUCUGAGUUUAAGCCAAAGGAUUAACAUAGCCUUGGAUGUGGCCGUUGCUUUGGAUUAUCUUCACAAUCAGUGUGCACCUCCAGUCAUACAUUGUGACUUGAAGCCAAGCAAUAUUCUUUUGGGUCUUGACAUGGAUGCGCACGUCAUCGACUUUGGCCUAGAAAGAUUCUUGUUCAGCACAGGAAAUGGACAUCAAGAUAGUUCAGCAAGUUUGAGCCGCUUAAAAGGAUCCAUAGGAUACAUCCCACCAGAGUAUGGAAUGAGCGGAGAGAUAUCAACCAAGGGUGAUGUCUAUAGCUUCGGAGUGCUUCUGUUACAACUGAUAACAGGGUGUAGUCCAACUGAUGAAAAAUUUAACGAUGGUAUAAGCCUUCAUGAAUUUGUUGAUAGAGCAUUUACGAAGAAUAUUCAUGAGGUUGUUGACCCUACAAUGCUACAAGAUAACAACAAUGCAACUGACAUGAUGGAGAAUUGCGUUGUUCCACUUCUAAGAAUAGGCCUCUCUUGCUCCAUGGCAUCACCCAAAGAGCGGCCUGGUUCUUACUUCAGACCUCUCCAUGGCCUCAAGGAGGUCGCACGCUUCGGUGGCUCUGCCAUUCUUGAGCAGCCCACCGAGGAGGUAGUUCCAGGAGUUGGCAUUGCGUAG
Molecule: messenger RNA, 711 nt
Organism: Triticum turgidum subsp. durum (durum wheat)
Lineage: Eukaryota; Viridiplantae; Streptophyta; Magnoliopsida; Poales; Poaceae
Source: the annotation of a GenBank genome assembly